AUGAAGAAAGUGACUAUGAAGGCACAGCAUCUGCCUUCUGUUUUUAUCAAUGAAGAGAAGUUCAUAACCAGAGAGCAGCUCAAUUCUCUUCUGAAGAAUUAUAACUCUUACUAUUCAGAUCAAGAGAAUCUGCAACUGACAUGUAAUCAGCAAGAAGGAAGCACCCCCUUCAUUGAAGGAAUCCUGUCGAUAUUCUGGGGCGUGCGGCAUCCUAUCAGAUUAAAGACUCAGGAUGAGAAGCAGAUACUCUCUUUUGUAACCCUGAAGUCAACAGAGAAUGUGGGCUUUUUCCCCAGUAAAAGGAGCAGUCAAUGGUAACUCCGUGUUUGUCUUUGAAUGACUCGCUGGGGAGAGUUUGAUGACCUCCAUCACAUCAGUGGGGAUACACUGAAAUCUACUGAGGAGCAGCCAGACCUCGAGCAAAGUUAUCCAUGCUAUGAAAGUCACACUCUCAGGUCCAGGAGGGAGCAGGAGCUCGACUGUGCCACCCUGCCCCGCAGCAGCAGCGAUGCCGCGGCCCUGCGCAGGAGGACCAAGCUCCCCACCAUCACCAGGACAGAAGUAGAAACUCACAGGUUCUCCAUCAAUGGCCACUUCUACAACCACGAGACAUCAGUUUUCACUCCGGCUUUUGGGUCAGAAUCCAAAAUAAGAAUCAACAGCCAGAUGAGGACCAGACAAGUGAUAGAGCAGUUGCUUCGGAAGUUUAAGUGUGGCCAGGAUGAAGAAGAACACAUGGAAACAUUCAACAGCAACCAGAGCAUUUACAUAAUUUCUUUAAGCUCUACAAACACUUAG
This is a messenger RNA of Agelaius phoeniceus (red-winged blackbird), 798 nucleotides long. Its product is annotated as ras association domain-containing protein 6-like. The record is from RefSeq and is a predicted model, not a curated record. Gene Ontology annotation, biological process: signal transduction. Lineage: Eukaryota; Metazoa; Chordata; Aves; Passeriformes; Icteridae.